This is a messenger RNA of Erigeron canadensis, 546 nucleotides long. RefSeq names its product protein ALP1-like. The transcript has a single exon. The record is from RefSeq and is a predicted model, not a curated record. Bases 1 to 546 code for a protein of 181 amino acids. Lineage: Eukaryota; Viridiplantae; Streptophyta; Magnoliopsida; Asterales; Asteraceae.
AUGCUUGGUAGCAUAGAUUGCAUGCAUUCGGGUUGGAGGAACUGUCCAGUGGUAUGGCAAGGGCAGUACACCCGAGGCGACAAGGGACAUCCAACAAUCAUGCUUGAAGCGGUUGCUUCAUAUGAUUUGUGGAUCUGGCAUGCCUACUUUGGCCCUGCUAGUUCGAACAACGUCCUCAACGAGUCAGAUUUUUUCGAUGAUUUGCUACAAGACAGGGCUUCUAAAGUAGAGUUUUCGGUGAAUGGGGAGCAGUUUACAAAGGGAUAUUACCUAGCAGAUGGUAUUUAUCCAGAAUGGGCUACUCUUGUUAAGUCAUUCAAGUGCCCGAUGGACCUGAAAACCACCAAGUUCAAAAGAUACCAAGAAGCUGCCAGAAAGGAUGUCGAGCGAGCAUUUGGGGUUCUUCAAGGUCGUUGGCAGAUUAUUGAACAAUAUGCGCGGCCAUACAGUACCAACAAGAUAAAAUGGAUCAUGUUAUGUUGUGUGAUUCUGCACAACAUGAUCGUUGAAGAUAACGGCCGUGCAAUUACAAAGUUUGAAGAAUAG